AGGGACGAGUUCGAACCAGCUCUCUUGUCCGGGCGAAAUGUGAUGGUGUUUUCUGGUGUUCAGCUUCGAAGUCUUGGUCGUACAGAUGUUCAUUUACGCCGGGAGUGUGUCACGGAGACUCACUGUGAUUGGAGAAAGUGCUCUGAAUAAGUUUGGUGUUUUUUAUCGAUUGUCGGAGAAGAAUUGAUCAGGAGCGGUGUAAAACGUGUCCAGAUGGCGACCGCGUGAACGACUCCCCUGCACCAAGCACGCGAUUCCUGCCACACCUCACGCCCUCGAACCCGUCACCAUUCCCCCCCACCGCACUCGCACCAUGUCGGACUCCGAGGACGAGGCGGUGGAGAGGCAGGUCAAGAUCGUCCUCGUAGGUCCUCCUCAGGUUGGCAAGACGUCGUUGGCGCUGAGGUACACCCAGGACACGGUCAACAAGGGCUACCAGGCAUCGAUGGGGGUAGACUUUUACUUAAAACGCCUCGUGCUCGGGAGUGAGAGGAACGUCAAUGUCCAAAUAUGGGACGUCGCUGGUUCGUCGCUGGCUGGCAAGAUGACUGACAAGUACCUCUACGGCGCCCACGCGAUCAUGAUGGUGUACGACGUGACCGUGAGCCACACCCUCGACUCCCUGCAGGACUGGGUCGCCGCCGCCCGCAGAGCAGGCCGGGCGCAGGAGAGGCCGCCCAUCCUCGCCCUGGUGGCUAACAAGGCGGACCUCGAGCAUACACGCCAGGUAAAGAGCGAGAGACACCACAGGUUCGCCAGCGAGUACGGGAUGGUGUCAUAUGUUGUGUCAGCGAAAACGGGCGAGGGAGUGGCACUCGCGUUCCAGAAGGUCGUCGCGGAGCUCCUGGGCGUGCGUCUAACGAAAGCCGAGCAGGAGCAGCAGCAGCCGGUCGUCACAGCUGAGAUCGUCACGUACCAGGAAGGAGCGAUUCCUAAAAUUCCCGUUCCUGCCACUAAUUCCAGUUCUACCGUGUGUAGUGUCAUGUAGUUCUUUUCCAUUUUCGUUUUCUUUCCUAAAAACCGUUUGAUCCAAUCUCCUUUACGUUUUCUUUCUUAAUACCGUUUUCCUAGAACCGUUUUCCUAAAACCGUUUGUCUCUUCUGUGGGAUUUCUACACGGAUAUAUAUAUAAGAUGAAUUUUGUUAAUGAAUCUGACUGUUGUUACGGAUAGGUUUUUGAGAAUGAGUCAGAUUUGGAAAAAAAAGAACAUUGAUCGCGUUUUCUGUGAUCCCUUUGUUGGCAGACCAUGGGAUUCGGUAAGGAAGCGGUCACACUAGUCUUGUCUAUUCGGGGAUCCCCCUAUAGACCGCGGUACGUACCCGGGUUUGUGGGUUACCGAGUUGCAAGUGUGCCUAUUAGGAGAUCCCCCGCGGUACGUGUUUAGUGUGAUCGUUGUUUUAAUGAUUGCUUGCAUUUAGGGAAACUUUACACUUGGGCAUUCUCUGGCUUUUUAUUUGCCUCUGUCUCUGUAUGUCUGUCUGUCUGUCUGUUAUUCUCUCUCUCUCUCUCUCUCUCUCUCUCUCUCUCUCUCUCUCUCUCUCUCUCUCUCUCUCUCUCUCUCUCUCUCUCUCUCUCUCUCUUCCUCUCUCUCUCUCUCUCUUUCUCUCUCUCUUCCUCUCUCUCUCUCUGCUCGCCUGUUUUUCUCUCUCUCCCUCACCUCGCCAGGCGUUAUUUCGGACGACCUGUAAUGCAGCUGUUGUAAAAAGGUAAAGAGUAAUUUUAGAGUGACAAGAAAACAAAUACAAGGAUGUCACACUUCCAAUACACUAAAUCUGAUACACACAUUCAAGGCACAAAAUGUAUAAUUUCUAUAGAUAAGUCGUGUAUUUUGAAGAAAAAAACUGUACAUUGGAAUGACACAUGCUGUAUGUAGAAUAUACAUUAGUUAUUUAUUGUGUGGUUUAUUUGAUGUAUCUUUCUUCUUAAAGGUGCAUCGAGUGUUAUUAAUGUCCAUGUAAAUAUUAUAGGUGACCCAUUUGUUAAUGCAUAUUGUAUUCGUC
Molecule: messenger RNA, 2000 nt
Organism: Penaeus indicus
Lineage: Eukaryota; Metazoa; Arthropoda; Malacostraca; Decapoda; Penaeidae
Product: ras-related protein Rab-28-like
Exons: 6
Coding region: 314-988 (224 amino acids)
Biological process (GO): regulation of exocytosis
Molecular function (GO): GTP binding; GTPase activity
Source: RefSeq, a predicted model, not a curated record